This is a messenger RNA of Gastrolobium bilobum, 1132 nucleotides long. Its product is annotated as psbP domain-containing protein 6, chloroplastic. Gene Ontology annotation, molecular function: calcium ion binding. Gene Ontology annotation, biological process: photosynthesis. The transcript has 3 exons. Gene Ontology annotation, cellular component: photosystem II; extrinsic component of membrane; photosystem II oxygen evolving complex. The coding region runs from base 86 to 871 and encodes 261 amino acids. The record is from RefSeq and is a predicted model, not a curated record. NCBI's taxonomy places the organism in Eukaryota, Viridiplantae, Streptophyta, Magnoliopsida, Fabales, Fabaceae.
UCCUCAUAUAUCCAUAAUGGAUAAGAGGCAACCUUGAACCUUGUCUCUUGGUACGUUCCGCUAACAUUGAGGCUCGCUAUCUGAAAUGGCGAUUUCUCAGUUCACUUUUUCAGUCACAGUCUCAACUUCAUCUUCAAAACUCUCACCUUUUCGUGCAUUCGGAGCCUCAGCUUCUGAGUCAGUGCAUUGCCAACACACACCCAGAAGGGAAUUCUUGAAGGGUAUUGCGUUGCAUGUUCUUCCACUUGUUGUUUUGAGAGAGCCACCACCUCCUUCACAAGCUAGAGAAAUUGAGGUUGGCUCCUUCCUUCCACCUUCCCAAUUAGACCCUUCUUUCGUUCUCUUCAAAGCUUCUCCCAAGGACACUCCCGCCCUUCGAGCAGGAAAUGUGCAGCCAUACCAGUUUAUUCUCCCCCCAACUUGGAAACAGGCGCGUGUAGCAAACAUAUUAUCUGGAAAUUACUGUCAGCCAAAAUGUGCAGAGCCCUGGGUGGAGGUUAAAUUUGAAGAUGAAAAACAGGGAAAAGUCCAGGUAGUUGCUUCACCUUUGAUACGCCUUACCAACAAACCAAAUGCAUCAAUUGAGGACAUUGGGAGCCCAGAAAAAGUGAUUGCUUCUCUUGGGCCAUUUGUCACCGGAAGUACAUAUGAUCCAGAUGAACUCCUUGAGACUUCAGUUGAAAAGCUUGGUGAUCAGACGUACUACAAGUAUGAGCUUGAAACUCCAUAUGCUCUUACGGGUUCACACAAUCUUGCAAAAGCAACUGCAAAGGGAAACACUGUUGUUUUGUUUGUGGCUAGUGCCAAUGACAAGCAGUGGCAAACUUCUCAGAAGACUCUAAAGGCCAUCCUUGAUUCCUUUGAAGUCUAGUUUUCUAUAGAAGGUAAAUAAGAAAACUUUACCUCCAGAUGAUUUCCUUCUAGUUUUUGUUCAUACAAAAUGACUGAGCAAGAGCUGUGUUGGCUCGGCCCCCAUUUGAAUUUUUUUUGUUUUGAGGUUAUAAUCAUAUUUUACAUGUUUUAAGAGUCUGGCUUUUUUCUUUUUCUUUGUAAAUUCCUAAUUAAGUCAAUAACUUGUUUUUUAUUUUCUUAAUUUAUUUUAUCUUUGUAACUAAAAGCUAAAAAAUGAAGG